Messenger RNA from Seriola aureovittata, 2596 nucleotides. RefSeq names its product PR domain containing 14 (gene prdm14). Gene Ontology annotation, biological process: regulation of transcription by RNA polymerase II. Bases 247 to 2061 code for a protein of 604 amino acids. The record is from RefSeq and is a predicted model, not a curated record. Gene Ontology annotation, cellular component: nucleus. The transcript is spliced from 8 exons. Gene Ontology annotation, molecular function: RNA polymerase II transcription regulatory region sequence-specific DNA binding; protein binding. Lineage: Eukaryota; Metazoa; Chordata; Actinopteri; Carangiformes; Carangidae.
UUAUGGUAAUCAAAUUAAAGUUUCAAUUUCCAAAGUUUCCAAGGGCUAAAGUAACAGCUUAUUGGCUUUAAAAUAAUCAAUGCACGUGUGGUCAACCUCUUUUGAUGUCAUGUUUCCUUUUUUAGUUUUCUUACAUUAAACUUUUAUAACUCACCCCCUACUUCCUUCCCACCCCCCUCCUCUCUCUUAUCCACUGAAGGAUACACCACCGUCUUCAUUGCACCUCUGCUCCACCUCCGUGCUGUCAUGUCGGUGUCUCUGUCCAGUAUCCCUGUCGUGCUAAAGGACAAGAGCUACCAAAGCAGCAUGCUGAAGGGUAGCCCCGCUCGGGGCUUCUACCAUGCCCCUCUCCCCGGCACCCAUCACUUCAUGGACUUCUUCCCGCAGACUCACAGCCUCCUCCAUCCGCUCAAGUCCCUCGGUCGUCUGGUGUCUGACACCCAGGCGUCCCUUCCGCUCAGCCUGCACGGCGGAGCCCCUCAGUUCCUCGGCCAGGGCGGCCACCACGCCUCGGUCCUGCACCAACACGUGUUGAGCGCCUCCGGCAUCCCCUACCUGAGCCAGAUGUUGACCGGGCACCCUCUCUACUCCAAACCAGAGGAGCUGGCUGCUGUGGUGACCGAGCACGCCGCCGGUCCGCUGUCCACAGACUUCAGCAGCCCGUCCAGUGAAAGGUCCUCCUCGGCCUCUUCCUCCGCCACCUCACCACCCAAGGAGAGUUUGUCUCGCCUCCGGGCCGCGGACCUGUCACCAGAAAAAACACGCACAUCUUAUAAUUUUAGCGAGGACGACUUGUUCGCGGUGCUGUAUGGUUAUUCUGGGAGCCACGAGCGCAGCGUGGGUCACGCUAUAUCAGGAGUGGCCUUGCCCGAAAACUCAGUUUCUGAUUCUCACAUUCUCCCACUGGACAAAGAAACACUUGAACUUCCAGAAGGUUUAACCGUCCUGCAUGCAGCUUGGGGAAACGUGUCCCAUUGUGGAGUUUUCACAGACAAAAGCAGUAUCCCUAAAGGGACACGCUUCGGCCCUUUCCAAGGAAAACUAGUCAACACCAGCGAGAUGAAGACAUACGAUGACAACACCUUGAUGUGGGAGGUGUUUGAGAACGGCCGCUUGAGUCACUUUGUGGAUGGCAGAGGAGGAUCAGGGAACUGGAUGUCCUUGGUGAAGUGUGCUCGUUUCCCAGAGGAGCAGAACCUGAUUGCUGUGCAGGUCCAGAGUCAGAUCUUCUACGAGGCCUGCAAGGAGAUCAGGCCAGGCCAGGAGUUGCUGGUGUGGUAUGGAGACUGCUACAUACAGUUCCUCGGCAUCCCACUUACCCUGAAAGACCCCAGGGAGGACAGCAGCGUGGUUCCUCCCACAGAAGAUACUGGAGAGGGCUUCAAGUGUGACAGAUGUGGGAAGGUGUUUGCAUACAAAUACUACAGAGACAAACAUCUGAAGUACACACGGUGUGUGGACCAGGGCGACAGAAAGUUCCCCUGCCACCUCUGCAACAGAUCUUUCGAGAAAAGAGACAGAUUAAGGAUCCACAUCUUACACGUUCACGAGAAACACAGGCCUCACAAGUGCUCUGUGUGUGGAAAGAGUUUCUCCCAGUCGUCCAGUCUCAACAAGCACAUGCGCGUGCACUCUGGAGAAAGGCCAUACAAGUGUGUCUAUUGUAAUAAGGCCUUCACUGCCUCCAGUAUUCUGCGCACACACAUCCGCCAGCACUCCGGGGAGCGGCCCUUCAAGUGCAAGCACUGCGGGAAGGCCUUUGCCUCCCACGCCGCCCAUGACAGCCACGUCCGGCGGACCCACGCCAAAGACAAGCCAUACACCUGCGACCUGUGCGGGGCAACUUUUCAAGAGGAGCAGGAGCUUAAAUACCACAUGAAAAGUCACAAAAGUAUACAAAUGUUUGACAGCACAGUUCUUCCGUCUUCUCCGGGGACCGGAUUACAGGCGGACUCUGUGAUUCCAGCGAAGGACAAUCCAACAUUACAGACAAAAGCCGGACAAAACUUUCCUUACACCGGGUUAACCCUUUCAAAUCAGGAAUAUCGGCCCUGGAACUAGUCUAUCUGAGCUAAACUAUACUCCUGAUACAAUCCUGACAAAGAGAACCGCUCCAAUCGUGUAAUAUUUUGGAGGAUUUUAGAUGAUAUAAAUAUCACAAGAAGACUAAAUCUAUACAGGAUUAUGGUAAUACCAUGAGAAAUAAAUAAAUAAGGCCCACGAUGAGGUAGGAGCUCGUAGUUUUUAUUUGAUUGAAUGCUGCUUAAGACAUAAAUGUUGUUCUAUAACAGGCCUAUAUAAAUAGGCUCUUCAUUAUUUAAAUUGUUGGCAAAAAUGUGUCUAAAUCUAUUUAUAUGUUAAAAUAUGUUGUGUGUUGUUUUGUGGCUUUAAGCUUUCACUCUGCAAUGGUUUUGUGAGCUCAGUGUGAUUACAUAAUAAUAACAACAUUUUUUAUUUUAUUAUUAUUAUUAUUAUUAUUAUUAUUAUUACACGUUGGGUUUUCACGCAUUAAUUAAGCUUGAAAAGCAAAGCUAUUUUUUAUCGUUGUAGAUUCGAGCCUAUUUGUGUAUAAAAUAAAUGUUAUACGCUCUCUUAA